GCUGACAGCUGAGAAGCAGGUCCGUCGGGUUUUUGGGUGCACUAUUACACAAGAAAGACACAGCCAGCUCCACCUAAUUUUGCUUCUCUGGCACCCUCCUGCUCAAUGGGACAUUGUCACACUUAACCCAUCUGUGUUCUUUAAAGCAUGGCAGGCUCAUUCCAGCCAGGACAGCUGGGAUAUUUUAGUUCCUGUUUGUAAACACCCUCCGGACCUGAAGAUUCCCCUUAAUCACACCAAAACCAAAGAAGGCUACCAUGCUGACCUCAGCCAAAAUUCUGUUGAUUUCAAUUUUAUUUAGUUUACUACUGUUUGGAAGCCAUGGAGGAGAAGUUCUAGAAAAAAACAGAACACAAAGCAUGGCAAAAGGCUUAAAAACUCUGGAAAAUGAAUCUGUUCCUUUGGAAAGUGAAACAAAUUUAAACUCAGAUAAAGAAGACAAAGAGACCUCCAAUCCCAAGAUAAGAAAUUUCUCUUUUUGGGAUCCAUCAAAUGAAACCCAUGGGACAACAGAUUUCUUUGAUAAUUUGUCAUCAUACAACAUUUCUGGGAGUCCAAGGCCCUCACCCAUGACUCCCGAAAGCCCUCCCUUGAUCCACAGCUUUGUUUCUAAAUUACCUUUGAACUCAUCUGUAACAGCACAUCCCAACAUUACAUCUGCCGUAUCUCCAGAAACGUUCCCUUGGCCUUUGGCUAAUGAUACCGUGAAAACUCUUGACAACAAUUCCAUUACAGUUGGCAUGCUCCCUCCAGCACGAAACACCGCGUCUGUGAAACCCACGACAGGAGCAGAUGGAUGGCUCACAACACCCAGUGACAGUGAUACUCCCUAUCAGGAAACAACUCCACAACCCACUUUAAAAUUUACCAAUAAUUCAAAAAUCUUCCCAAAUACAUCAGAUCCCCAAGAAGAAAAUAGAAAUACAGGAGUAGUAUUUGGGGCCAUUUUGGGUGCUAUCCUGGGAGCUUCAUUGCUUAGUCUUGCUGGCUACUUGUUGUGUGGAAAAAGGAAAACAGAUUCAUUUUCCCAUCGACGACUUUAUGAUGACAGAAACGAACCAGUUCUGCGAUUAGACAAUGCACCGGGCCCUUACGAUGUGAGUUUUGGAAAUUCUAAUUAUUACAACCCAACUGCAAAUGAUUCAUCCUCGCCAGCAGGCCAAGAAAAUGCACAUGAUGGCAUUCCUAUGGAUGACAUACCUCCACUUCACACCUCAGUAUAAAACUAUUGGAUUCAGAUGGCAAAACGUUUGCUUACAUACUGACCUUUCCACAAACCCAUCUUCCUAAAGCUGAAGCAAGAUCACUGUCACGUGGUUAGUGCCAAGGAGAACUAUUAGAGUAUGAGGCUAGAAGCAGAAACCUAGAGAGGAUAAAUCACCCAGGUUUCCUUUCUUACCAUUUUGGUUGUGCUGAAACAUCUAUUGAGUAAUCUGAAUUUGUAUUUUGAUCUUUUUUUCCUCAGUAGGACAUGUUUGUGGAAUCAGAUAAAACUAAAAUAUUUCAUCUUCAUUGCCCUGCCUUAUCAUCUAAUCAAAAAUCUUUCAACAAAAAUAGGAACACAAAAUUACAUUUUCCAUUUUUUUUGUACAAAAAACAGUGGAUUAACUCUUCACUGUCCCUGUUGUUGUCCUAAUGCCUAUUGUCAAGAUUGGCAUUCUCCUGAAGGAAAACUAGAAAUGAUUUUUUUUUUUAAUUUUUACUUAAAGCAAGAAGGAGAGUAUAGCACAGAGCUUCUGUUCCUGUGAAAUUAAGGUAAUGCGAGUAAGAGACCUGUAUUCUAGUACAUUUCACAUUUCUGUAUCAGCCCACACAUGGUCAGCCCCUUGAGUUGCCAAGUUUACAAUGAAUGCAUUUAAGAAGGCCACUGUCGGAAAGCUGACCCUAACCAGGAAAGUAAUCACUUCUCUUCAGAGGGAGAGGAUCCUAGCCCAUCUGAUUUAGUCUGGGCUUCAAUAAUUGCAGGCUCUAAAAACUCAAUGAGAAAACGUGACAACUUUAGCCAAAGCAUAUGCCUAUACAUAACUUUCAAGAUGUUACAUGGGAACAAGAUUUAUUAUGCAUUAAAUAUUGCUUAAUCACAUAUGGGAUAGAUUCUGCAUCUCAAAGAAAUUCUGCGUAAGACUAAAAAGUAGAUGAAUGGAACUAUUAAGCAAAUGAAAAGCUUUCUGAGCAUCAUUUUCACAAGUGUGAAAAUACAGGAAGCUUAAUUUGGGUUCUAGUAUGUGUCAGUUUUUAAUUACCACCUGGUCAUUUUGGGCAGGAAGAAUGUACUCCUUAGUAUAGGAAGAUCAAGGCUUUAGGGAGUAGAGGAUUAUAUUAAGAAUCAAGUUCCCAAAGGAGCAGUGAAUGUGCAAACAAGAGAUUUUAUUGUUGAAUUGAUACACGGGGUGUGCAUGUGUAUGUGUGUGUGAGCACACACCUGUCUGUGUGAAGAAAUAGGGUAACUGUGUCAGAAAAUGGGGGCUAGGAAGAAAGAAGGACAUACUUACCCCAUAUUGCCAUAAAAAUAGCAAAGAAGACUGUCCCUCCAUUAUCAAAUAAAUAUGUCACCUUAAUGGGAAACAAACAAAAACAUUAGUUACCUUGUUGGUUGUAAUAAUCCAGUGAUUACUGUUUGCAUUUAGGUACUAUGCUUUUUUUUCCUCAGCAGAAUCCCAUUAUUUUAUAGUUUAUAAAUAUCAGAUGUGUGAUCUUUUCAUGGAUCUUGCAACUGUUUCACAUGACUUUUUCAUGGGGAGAGAUGAGGGAUCAAAAAUUUCCCCUUUUCUUUCCUCUUUCCUUUUGUUCCCUUUGGAUUCCACCUUCAUUUAUGCUUAGAAGUGGUUCUAGCUCCCAGAAGUGUCUGUGGGCCACAGAUAGUCAAGCUACAGUUGCGAGCUUUAAGAAGUUAGCUUUUCAGUUGAGACAUGCCCAGUUGCACUUCUCGUUAGCAGAAUUACCAGGCCUGGGGAAGGUCAAAAUGCAGAAUACCACCAAUGAACCAGUACUUCCAACAGGAAAGUAUUGCAGUGCUAGUCUUACUCUCUAUACCUUUCAGAAUGUGCCAUGGGUGCAGUAGUGGCUAUUUAAGAGGUAAUGAGUACCAUCGUUAAGUUGUUUGUUAACACAUUUCAUAAAUCACAGAACAUUUAAGAUAGAGUCUAAGUGAUUUUGAUCAGACAUUGCUUGAAAUUUAUAAGAACAAAUGUAUAGCUAUAUGAUGUUAUUGAAUACAAUAUUCAGGGUUGCAAGAUUGUUUGAUUUUUAUAAAAUGUAAGUUCAAUUUGCUUUUGCUUCUUUUCAUUUACAUAAUGUCACUAUCUUUAUAAAUAAGUGAGGGAGAUUAAAACAAUACAGCCAAGGCAAUAUACAUUUGGCAGUCACAAAAAUACCACAGACACUAGAGAAAAUAAGGGCAUUAUCCUCACAGAAGAGACAGGUGUAUUAGGAGUUCAAGAGCUUAGUAAAAGGGAAGUGGAGUAGAAUGGUGUCUUUGCUCAGUCUACAAUCUAGAGGCUGUUCAAUGGGACAUUAAAAUAACACUAAUGUGUAUUUUAACAUCUGGAACACAUUGCAAUAUAAUAUGUAAAACAUAAAGGUAGGAUGUAUUUUCCUAUACUGUAGCUUUAUUAAAAAUGUCAUUAUAUGAAAGAUGUGUUCCUUUUGAAGGUUUAUGGAUAGGUGCAAGAUGUCCUAGAUGGUUCUAAAACUACUGAUUGUUAUAAGGACUGAGAUUUCUAAAAAUGUUGUAAGACUUGGAUUUUACAACAAUCAUUAGUAUAUAUUAUGUACAGGAAAGAAAAGGAUCAGGAAGAAAUUCUCCUACAGAGCUCAUAAAAUUAUUCCCAGCAGUGGAAUCCAGGUUUUUUGUUUCCAAACGCAUCCCACAGAGAGACCCUCUGCUGCCAAGCAGCUGAACAGCUGUCUGCUUCCUUUAUAAACAGACCUAGUAUAGGAAACAGAAGGUUAGAACAGAGACUUUCCACGUGGGGACUUAGAGGUCACCAAGAAAUAAUGACUCUCCCCUGCUCCAGAAGCAGCCUUGCUUUUAGGAAAGUGGCACAUAGAAAGCCAUACUUAGCAACAGUUUUGUUGCAUGGACAUGGUUUGUCACAGUUUAUGCAAUAUUUUCUCUAAAAAUGCUUUCCCUUUUUUUUUCUUGCUGGGUUUGUUUACAAAUCUUUCAGGCAUUAUUUAACUCCAUGCAGUUAAACAUUAACUUUUUAGAAACACAUCCUCAAGACGCAGUGAGGUAAACAUGUAAUAUUCAUGUAAUGUGACAUUACUUACAUGUAGGGGAGAUAAAGCUAGAAUGGGAGUUAGGGAAGACAUCAGAGCUGGCCCUUCGGAGGAACGUAAAUGUAUCAAACAUUGUGUUCAAUCCACUAAACUAUCACUUGUGGGAUGUCUUAUGGGAAACCAUGGAGACAGCAAUUAGAAGCCUGUAAUUAUAGCUUGAGUUGCUAAGGGCUUCAUUUAGGGGGGGCUGAUGUAAGAGCUGCGAAUGAAAAUAGGGGAGAGGGAGAAGUGAUGGUCAAGCACAAUGUGUAUAGCUCAAGGUUAGAGCAUAGGUGACUGUCAGGAAAACAAAGGGGAAGAGGCCUUUGCCUAAGAGGAAAGGAAUAUUGGCUCUAUAAAAGAAAACUCCAGAUGGAAUCUCAAGAAAAUUCCCAAAGCAACAUAAUAGAUUUAUCUAAAAGCCAAAAGAAGCUUGCCCUAUCUACAAACAUAUAUAAGCAAUGAAUUAUUUUAUUAGAAAAAUAGCUUAUCCUUAUGUAUAGAGGGACUAGUGGACAAGCAUUUUAUUCAACAAUGUUAAUGUGAGUAGGAAUAAUAGCUGAAGACAGAAGCAAACUGAGUUUCAAACAAAGCUGUGUUUAAGCACAAAUUCUCCAUUAUCUUAGAUUCUGAUUUUUCUUGGAGAGGUCAAGGUGGCUAGAACUCAAUCAAUGUGGGUACUGUUUAAGGAGAUAAAUUUCUUGUUAGGUUGGAAGCUUAAAGUCAAUGUCUCCUCUACUGUAGUUGCUAGCCUUCUCUCUCAAAUUGUUUUAUGGAUUCAGAAAAACAUAAGCUCUGGAAAUGGCCACUUAUACUCCAUUAAAGCCCCUCUGGGCUAAGGAGAAUAAUUGCCUUUUGGGCAAGAUUCAACCCUGUGGACCAGGAUAUUGCAGGGGAUGAGGGCAGGGAGUCAGAAUUUAGGCUGGAGUUCAGUGUUUUCUCACUUUCUAAAUCCUUAAUUCUUGGACAGGGACAAAUCUGCAUAACCACCAUGUCUGCUGGACCUCACACAUCAAACAUGGGAGCUUCAUUAAUCCACCCCACCCCCAUCCUGACCAGGUACUUACUUAGGGCAAUAUCUUUUCAAAAGGUGGUCCUAGGAAUCAGUAUCACUUGCAGAGCUUGUUAAUAUGCAUAUUUCUAAGCCUCACCCUUGACCAACUGAUUCUGAAUUUCAGGAAUCUGUUUAAAAAAAAAAUGUUCUAGGUGCUUCUGAUGUAUGUCUUGUACCUACUCUUCUUUGCAGUUUCUUAAACACCAUCUGACCUAUUUCUGUUAUAAUCUCAACAUCAGUAUACAGUCUGAGGCUCAUACUAGGUAUUGAAUACAAGCUUGUUGAACAAGCAAAAAGCAAAAAAAAGGAAACUAGUAGCUAUUAUAAAUAAGGCCAAAUCCAAGGGUUGAAUCAUGUUUAGAAUUAUAUGAAAAAAAUAAUGCAGUACCCUUCUAUCUAAUGAUUUUACCUUAAAUGAGAAAUCCUAGCUUCAUGAGAACUGAAGCAUGUUAAGUCCUUUUAAAUGAGUAUAAAUAUCACUGAAUUACUUACUUGCAAUAAUUCCUCAAUUCCCGUAUUUUUAAGUGUUAAAAUUAGUCAUCAAAGAAAAUGUUUAUGUACUUAAAUAUAAUUUUUCCCAUGGGACAGAAAAAAAUUUUUUUCCAUGAAACACCUCUUGGAAAUUAUCAAGGGAAUAAUUAGCCGGACACACAUAUACUUUUUCAAUUAUUUAUGGCAAAUUUAAUGUCUUGUUACUUGUCGCAAGUGGUGAUUAACUCCAUGAAGAAAUGACAACUUCCUAGGAGACGUGACUAUGUUAUCACGUGACUUGACUAUCCUAGUUGGAUUGGUGUGUUUCUUUAGUAAAAAUUUGCUCACUUAUUUCUGACACUGCCUAUCAGGUAACUUCUAGAUAUUUAAGUAUAUAAACUGAUACUAAAUGAGAAUGGUUUAUUUCCAUCCAAUGAAGAAAGAGUAAUUUUAAUUUUUAAGGUGUAAAACAAGUAGCUACAUUUUAUCUUACCCAGAGGAAUACAUGUUAAGUCAUAUUAAAUAUUUCAUCCUGGUGGGUUUAUUUCUAGUAUUGUUCCAUAAGGCAAUAUUUUCCUCUGCAAGCUAACUUUCCCACCUUCCUUAUAUAUUUAUUAAGUGAAUUAUUUCUGUCAUUCGUAUCCCUAUACAUAUCUUUACUACUGGGAAAAGAAGGGAGGCAGGUACUGCCUGAUGAUAAAGACCCCUAGAUUUAUUGUUUCUUUGGACAGUUUCUUCACUUUAUCACUUUGCCCUUUGUGGUCUACCUUUAGUGUUCAGAUAAUGCCAGUGUGUUUUAUAAGAUUUGUCCCAGUAAAAGUUGAAGCAACAUAUACACAUAUGGAUUUGUUGGUGUCCCUAAGGCUGUCACAUGUCUUUGAAAAGCGUGGGCUAAAGGAGGAACAUAUGCAUAUACAUCUAAUAACUGAUACAUUGGCUGUUGCAAAAAGGGUUAAGAAAAUGCUUUCCCAAACAAGACAUCUUUGUGGAACAUUUAAAUAAAUUUUAAAGUAAAUGUAUUUUAGAAACUAAACUAUAAACAAAACAGAUUUUUCCUAUACCAUGCAUUCAGGAUAAAUAAUUCAGGAGUCGAUUUUAUUAAGUUUUGGUCUUGUAGUACAAUAUUGAAUGGCUUUUGUGAUUCUGUACCCAGCCUUGUCAAAAUUAAUUGUAUAAAGAUCUCUACUUCUAAACAAGAUGGAGUGACAGAGAUCAAUUUAACUCCAUUCUUCAUUCAAUGCACAAAAUAUACCUGAGUAAAGAACCACCUAAAAGGAUUAGAGGUAACAGUGUCAGCUCACACAGUUAGGAAUAACGCCUAUUCCCACCAGCACGACUGGUCAUCCUCAUUAUUCACAGUGAAUUGGGUAGAAUACACAGAAAGAUCUUGCUCUUAUUGUAGGGAAAAAUUAGUGCCACAUGGAGCACUGUCGUGAACCCAUCUCACAAUCUUAAAAUCAAGAUUCAAAAGGAUCAAAUUAUUUUCAAGUAACUAAAUCACAAUGAGAGGUCUCUACACAUCUAUUAGAAUAGUUAGAAAGACUGACCAUCCUGAGGAUUAGUGACUUUAUGGAAAACUGGAACUCUGACACCCUCAUGCUAAUGGGAAUAGUAAAAUGGUAUAAACACUUGGGAAAACAGCUGGGCAGUUUCUUAGAAGGUUAAGAUCCACCACAUAAUCUGGCCAUUUUACUCCUAUGUAUUUACCCCAGAAAAAUAAGUACUUUUUUAUACAAAGAUUUGUAGAUAAAUACUCAUAAAAGCUUUAUUUAAAAUGAUAACAACUCAAAAUAACCCCAAAAUCCAUUAUUAGAUAAAUGGAUAAAAAUACUUUGGCAUAGCCAUAUAAGGCAAUACUACUCAGCAGUAAAGAUAAAAUCUACUGAUAAAUGUUACAACAUGGAUGAAUCUCAAUAUAAUUAUGCUGUGUGAAAAAAGCCACAAAAAAUCACACACUGUAUGAUUCCAUUUACAUAAGAAUCUAAAAAAUACAACCUUAUCUAUAAUGAUAGAAAGCAGUCUGUUACUCAAGCACAAGGCUGGGUCUGGGGAAGGUUAGAGAGCAGGGAUUGCAGGAGGGCAUAGGGAAACUUCUGGAAGUGAUGGAUACAUACAUUAUCAUGAUUGUGGUGACGAUUUCACAGAACCAUACAUAUCAAAAUGUAUCAGUUUAAACACCUCAAAUAUAUACAUUUUAUAUGUUAAUUAUACUUUAAUAAAACCAUUUUACAAAUAAACAAAAAUUGUAAAAUUCAAUUUUUCAAACUUGUGUACACACUGGAAUCACCUGGGAAGUUUAAAAAAUACACGGAUGGCUGCAUUCCAAACUCAAAAAUUCUGUUUUAAUUGUUGUGGGGUAUAGCUGGGACUUCAGGAGUUGAAAAAAACCCUUCAGGUGAUUCUAAUAGGUAGCAAUUUGAAUUUUGGUAUGUUAUUUCAUCAUCUCUGUAAAAUUUGAAUUAUCUUAAUUUUAUAAGUCUUCAUGGAAUAUGCAAAUUUAAUCAUUAGCAUCUGACUUAAUCAUCUAGGUUUCAUUCCAAGUGGAAGUUUAUGUUUAUGAUGGAAAUAAUCAGUUAUAAAAACAAAGGAAAGCGAAGAUAUUCAAAUACACAUAUAUUUGUUUGUAACUGCCACAAAAUGAUAUUUUGUUCAGUUGUCAAUGAUAUUGAUUGUUGAAACUCUUGGAGACAUAGAAAUUUAGUGAAAAACAAUAUCCAGGAGGACUUCUUACUACUGUCUCCUUAGAAAACUUAGAGCUCAUGGAGCAGAAUGUGUGGGUUCACACUCACCUUGGCAUAGAUGCAACUGUCAUUGAGUCUCUGCAGUGAGCAGUUCUUGUCACAGAGAGGGCACAUGAAGACUUCAGUGGCCAUGCAAAUUUCUUGGCUUGGGAAUUCAAAGAAGAAAAAGCAAGUAUGAGCCUCCACGUUUAGAAAGGUGCUUACCCCCAUAUGGCCAACACUGAGGAGUAUUGGCAAGGCAAGAGGAAAAGAACAAAUGUAAACAGUGGGGAGUGGUGGACAGGUGAGGAAGAAAUAAGGACUCCAACUCAAAUUUGUAGGAUAUUUGUACACAGAGAUUAUUGUUUGCCUCUUUGUUUUUAGAAACUCUGCCAAGAUAUUGUAAUAAUUAUAGCCCAUAUUUUAAACUUGUGAGACACUUAAGGGGCUUUGUUACAAAGCCACUUUUACACAUGAUUUCUUGGCAUGCAGAAUAAUCUUGUGAGGAACACCCAAGGGGGUUUUAACCAAGCUCUCAGCCUUGCAAGUGGCUGAGCUGGAAUCAAAUCUGACUAUUCUGAUUUCUCAAGUCCAUUGAUCUUUUCCUGGGAUCUUGCUGCCUUAGAAUCACCAAAAUGAAUAGCAUUUUCGUAACUCAUACAGCUUCAAAACCCCAAUGCAGUCAAUCAGUGCAGUAUGUUCUUUGGAAAUGCAAGGGAAUUGAUUUUUAUUUUCAGUGCCUUGACACACACUGUCCUAAUGACAUGACAUAGUUUUUAUUUACUGAAAUAUAUUCUGUAUUAAAAUAUAACUAUGUGAUAUUUGUCUUCAGUUUUAAAAAAUCUCAGCAUAUAUUACAGCUGACUCUUUGACAAGAGUAGGGCACCAUUAACAAUUUCCCAAAAGUCUUCCAGCCUGAGAAUUCAUAGCAACCUAUUUUUAAUGUUUUAUGCCUUUAUCUGUCAGAUGUGGCCCUUCCCCAUUUAGUAUCCCUGAAUAAAUUGUCUUUAAGUAAAUCUGCUCUGGAAAAGUUGAAAGUAGUUUAAAGGCUUUUGAAACUAUGUAUAGAAAUGCAACUGUUAAUAAAAAUUUAAUGGGUGUAUUUAUAGUAAAAUGUGCUAUUUCAAAAAUGUAUACUCUAAAAUGAAGCAAAAGAGAAUGCAUGUGUAUUUCAAAUACUGUUUGCAAUCUCAAGCCUAAGUGGGAAUAAAUAGUAAAUAAUAAUAUGAUGUAGUAAUACAGUGCUUUACAGUGGGUGAAGAUGGGUUCAUGUCCAUUAAGUUUAGUACUCACUGCAAUCUCAUGCAAUAGGAAUUAUCUCUACAAUUGAGAGCAAAGUAAUGUUUAAGUGAUUCACUCAAGGACACACAGCUAACAAGAGGUGUUUCAGGGAACUGAGUUUAGAUUUUUCUGAUUUUAGCUCUAGUUUUCCACCAACUAUAACAUAUCUAAAAGAGGGAUGU
Molecule: messenger RNA, 9968 nt
Organism: Manis pentadactyla (Chinese pangolin)
Lineage: Eukaryota; Metazoa; Chordata; Mammalia; Pholidota; Manidae
Gene: MUC15
Product: mucin 15, cell surface associated
Exons: 4
Coding region: 258-1223 (321 amino acids)
Source: RefSeq, a predicted model, not a curated record